Molecule: messenger RNA, 1987 nt
Organism: Tarenaya hassleriana
Lineage: Eukaryota; Viridiplantae; Streptophyta; Magnoliopsida; Brassicales; Cleomaceae
Product: protein PEROXIN-4-like
Exons: 3
Coding region: 1142-1405 (87 amino acids)
Source: RefSeq, a predicted model, not a curated record
ACUGAAAUUUACAUUGUUAGCUUCUGUUGUCAAUAUAGUUCCCUGUAUCUACUGUGCGAUCUAGUCGUUGUAAUUUCGUCUGCGAUCUGCUAGGUCGCUGAGAAAAUUUGGAAAAUCUUAUGAUUCGCGAGGAAAAGAAACGAGUGAUUUCGUAGUAGUUAAUUGAAGAAAUUUUGAUCAGGAUUCCGUCUCGUUUUGUGUUUUGUCGUUUGUCGCUUUGUAUUGGUUUCUGGCUUUGCUGUUUUGGCUAAUUUUGUGUUUCCUUGCGAAAAGCAUUCAAAGCGAGCUUUAUCAAUAUUUCUCUUUGAAAUCAAUGUUGGAAGUUUUUAUUAUUAACUUCCCAUUAUGUUAAUGGUCUAACAUUUUCUCCAUGUUGUGUUAACUGCAUGAUAACCACCCAAUAGCAGUUUUUUCUGAUGGAGAAAAAACAAUAAAUAAGGAUAACGUAUUUGGUCCCUAAGCCAAGCAAAACAUAUAGAAAUACACCAUCAGUAUUGUAUUGCUAAAGGUUUAGAAGCACCAAAUAUUCAGAUUUCAACUCAACCAUUUUCAAUGGUUGGAGGUAUGUGUUCGAUUCAGAAUUUAUUUCCGCAUACAUGAUCUGAUGUAUUAAAAUUGUUUACAUAGAAGAUCAUGAUUUAAGAUGAGUUUAAAGAAUUUUUAAACUUACAAUCAAGUAAUUUUUGGAUGUAUAAUUAGUGCAAGGACAUGUUUAAAGUUGCGGAUUACCAUUUUCUCUCUAUCUAAUUGCGGUAUUCUGCAUGUACGGUGACCAGAAUAAGGUGUCGGGAGUAGUAGUUGUUAAAAGUUGCUGAGAAAAUUGGUGGAAUUGGUCGUCCUAUUGAUGAAUAGAAAGAGAUGAGAGUUUGGAUAUAAAUGAACUUAUUCGAUUGAUCGUCUCCAGACUUGUGGUUUAUGUCUACAUUUUGUUCCAUCCCAUGAACAUGCCACCACUGCUUCAUGGAUGUUCUCUUAGCUUUAGUAUAUACAGAAAUCUGGAGUAAACAUCCGUUUUUUUGUCUCUUGGCUCAAUUCCUUUUGCUGUGUUCACUAUCAUCCGGAAAGCUAUGUCGGGCUGCUUGUGAAGUCGAACGACAUUUUGAUAUUUAUGUGUUUGGAAUAGCAACUUAUAUCUUAUUAUAUGGUUUUUGCAGUUCUACAGUUUUACCCUUGGUAUACCUGUAGCUUGGUAGUAGCAUUCAGAUAUGCAGGCAUCACGAGCAGGACUAUUCAAGGAAUGAAGGAAUACAAAGAGGUUCAGCGAGAGAAAGUAGCUGACCCGGACAUUCUACUGGUGUGUGACGAGUCCAACAUAUUCAAAUGGACCGCCCUUAUUAAGGGACCAUCAGAGACUCCUUACGAGGACGGGGUGUUCCAGCUUACAUUUGCUGUCCCUGAACAAUAAAUACCCUUUGCAACCUCCUCAAGGUGAUUCUUGACAAAAAUAUUCCAUCCAAACGUGCAUUUCAAGGUAUGAAAUUGUUUCAAUAUGUGUUAUCUCGUUGUCUUUGUGGACAACAGCUUUCUGUCUUUGGAAGAAACAUAAUUUGUAAUUUAAGUCUAUUCAUGAAAGAGGAAUAAUGGAUCUGAAAUCCAAACCCGACUCUUAUAUCUCCUAACCAAAACUUUAAAGCAAUUCUCUUAUUGGUGCCUCUUCUAUGACGUAUAUAUUAUCUUACAAUGAAAUAGAAAAUGUAGAAAUAACAGAAACUUAAAACACGACAGAAACAGAACAAGAAAUUUGCCGGUGCUGCCAAAUGAGAUUCUCUCUGGUUCCACUUUAUCUGUUUCAGGGACUCGUGUAUAUUAAUAGAACUUGGCGGUUAUCAUCUCUAUGUGUUCUUCUCGCAUGAAUAAAACAGUACAAGAGGGUUAAUAGUUUCGUAAAAUGACCUGAAACUGUGAUUAAUCUGUUAGACCCGUGUGCUAGAUGAAAAUAUGAUAUUUUGAUCUGCUUGUUUUUCGCUCGAUAAUAUGUCUGGAUAUC